Clavispora lusitaniae ATCC 42720 is the source of this 843-nucleotide messenger RNA. Its product is annotated as nucleotidase. The record is from RefSeq and is a predicted model, not a curated record. Lineage: Eukaryota; Fungi; Ascomycota; Pichiomycetes; Serinales; Metschnikowiaceae. Gene Ontology annotation, biological process: nucleotide catabolic process; pyrimidine nucleobase metabolic process. Gene Ontology annotation, molecular function: nucleotidase activity.
AUGACUCAAGCACUGCCACUAGUAUAUAAUAACCCUGAGAUUGACGCAUCCGCUCAUCCCGGGGCAACGGUCGAACUCAAGUAUGGUUUUGGCCCUGUUCCGGCCCAUCUCCGCAACAAGAAGAUCUUCUUGUUUGACAUCGACAAUUGCCUCUACAACCGGUCCACCAAGAUCCACGACAUGAUGCAGGUGAAAAUCCACCAGUUUUUCAAAGACAAUCUCCAGUUGAAUGAUGAAGACGCCCAUAAUUUACACAUGAACUAUUACAAGACUUAUGGUUUGGCUCUUGAAGGUCUCGUGCGCAACCAUCGCGUCGAUGCGUUGGACUACAAUGCGAAAGUGGAUGACUCACUUGAUUUGCCUUCCGUUUUGAAGUAUGAACCCGAAUUGCGUUCCAUGCUUCUCCGCAUCAAAAAAUCUAGACAAUUUGACAUGUUUUGGCUCGUUACCAACGCCUACCGAAACCAUGCUUUACGUGUGGUUUCUCUUUUGGGACUUGGUGACUUAUUUGAUGGACUCACCUACUGUGACUAUGGCACUUUCCCUGUCAUUUGCAAACCCAUGAAUGCGUACUACUUUAAAUGCUUAGAGACGAUAAAUGUGGACAAGGACGAUCCAGCUGCGAUGAAACAAUUGCAUUUUGUUGACGAUAGCGAAAUCAAUGUCAAGGCCGCACACAGACUCGGAUUCGGUCUGGUUUUCCAUUACGUCGAAGUUGAAGAGGAGUACGAAGCACUCAAAAAGAAGCUGGACUUUACUGAGUAUUAUGGAACUGGAGACAAUUCGGACCCUCUGAAGAUACGGAUUAUUCGGCUGAUUUUGGAGUUGGAGAAGUGGUUGUGA